Molecule: messenger RNA, 3413 nt
Organism: Pocillopora meandrina
Lineage: Eukaryota; Metazoa; Cnidaria; Anthozoa; Scleractinia; Pocilloporidae
Source: the annotation of a GenBank genome assembly
AUGCAUCUUUGCAAUCACGACUUGGCCAAAACACGAACAAGGACGAGCAUGAUGGACUCACAACCACUUGUAAGUCUCACUUCCAUAGAUAUCCACGAAUCUGAAGCCAAAGUGUUCGAUGAUCAUGAAGCGUUUAUUUCGCUUCUAUCCGAACACGAUGUGCCUUGUUCCAGAGGGAAAGUGCGUGUAACUCGACAAGGUAAAGAGGGAAAGACUGCGAUUGUCACUUUUCACGAUAUUGGACAAAAUCAUACAUCAGCUUUUUUGGGUUUCUUCAACUUCAACGAGACUCGUCCACUUCUCGAUAAUUUCUGCAUCUACCACAUCGAUGCGCCAGGCCAGGAGGAGGAUAGCGAGGAACUGCCAGAGGAAUAUUCAUACCCAACGAUGGACGAGUUAUCGGACAUGGUAGGAGAAAUUGUGAGUUAUUUCGGCAUCAAACGCUUUAUUGGCUUCGGAGUGGGUGCAGGAGCCAAUAUCCUCAGUCGAUAUGCGCUGUGGAACCAUACGAAAGUUGAAGCACUGGUACUGGUAGAGCUUGUGGCCUCUAAUGGCGGCUGGAUCGAUUGGGGAUAUCAAAAGGUAUGCUAUUUUAUAAAUGAAAUUUUAAAAGUAGCUUAUUUUGCAAGUGUGCAAGGGGGGCAUUUAAACUAUGCUUCUGUUAACUUGGAACAGGGUUUUAAUUAUUCAUUAAAUUGCGCGUUUUAUACUAAAACAAAAUAUAUUCGUUACUUAUUUUUACACGUUCAAAAAUGAUUUGUGCUUUGGUGUUGUUUUCUAGUGAAGUGGGGCGGAGGUGUGUGCGAAAAAGAUUUUUAAAAAAUCAUUUUUGUUAGCUUACCGGUGAGACGUAUUAGAGGGCUUCACAAAAUACGUGGAAAUUGUGAGAUUGAUGAGGGUGGAUCUCUGUAAUGGGAUACAUCCAAAGUUUGUAUGAGUGAGGUACAUACAUGCAUGUAUGUUUUUCAAACAGACAGUUUGGUUCCUCAUGCUCUGAGCACUACCUAAUUUAAAGUAGUUGUAAUAGCUAGGGGGAACUUUAUAAAAUUGAACGAAAGGAUAUCCCAUACCCAAUUCCUAAGCAUUUUUCAGGAUAGUGAACUUACUGUUCAUUCCCAAUUCUCUAGUGGGAUUGGUGACUUGACUUGAGAAGAGAUGAAAAUUUGACAUUCUGUUUGGUGUGCAAUUAGAAGUUUUGAUGUUUUAUCAAUUACUACAGGUUGUGGUGUUAUGGUAUAUUGAUAACAUAUUCAGUAUUAAAAAUGAAUCAAAAUUUUAAGUUAGGAAACAAAACUUAUGUGAUUUGACAUUAAACUUGAUGCCAAUUUUUUUUUUGUAGUUGUGUGUCAAACAGCUACAGAAAAAGGGUCUGACAACUUUUGUGGAAGACUACCUUCUUUGGCACCACUUUGGUAAAAAGACAAAGGAUGAAAAUAUGGAUCUUGUACAUGCCUUUAAACAGAGUCUCCAUUCAGUCCUGUCUCCUCGCAAUCUCUCUCUAUUCAUCAACUCCUACCUCCAUCGCACAGAUCUUCAGAUUCAGCGGCCCAACCCCACUAGCGGCAAAAAAGUGCAGUCAUUGAAGUGUGCAUGUCUACUGAUAACAGGAGCUAACUCUCCCCACCAAGAUGAUGUCAUUGACACCAAUUCAAGGUUGGAUCCCUCAAAUUCCAACUACUUUAAAGUGUCUGACAGUGGUGGUAUGCCUCUGGAGGAACAGCCACAUAAAGUUGCUACGUCACUGAUCUUGUUUCUUCAGGGCCUUGGCUAUUGUAAGUGUAUAUGAUGACCUGCUACUCAGGCACUAACUGUGAAAAUGUGUUUAGAUAAAAUAAUGACUUUUACCUGGAAGUACCACUUGCAUUUCUCUUGAGAAAGAGUUUCCAGAUCCAAUGUUGAUGGUUGAUUUUUGUAAUGUACAAUAUGUGUAGUGUAGAAUGCAAUUGUUCAAAACCAAGAAUAAUUUACCUAGUAGCAGAAAACUGUUCUUUUUGUGUGGCAAUUUUUUGUUUCUUGAUUUAUUCACAUUUACUGAAAAAUCUUCUAAUGACCAUACAUGACAAAACAACCUUAAGUUACUUUCUAUCUAUCUCACUGCUUCAAUACAUUAUUUGGGUAUGUAUUUAAUCAGUUGUUUUGAAUUUUCUGUUGAUGUUUGUUUCCAGUGACUCGCCUUCAUACAAAUCCCCCCAAAGUCACACCACCAGCUACAAGGGAACCAAGCGUGUGUUGAAGUCAAACUAAGCAGACUGCAUCCGUUGCACAGUUCACCCACACCUCAGUGGUGACACAGUCUUCACAAGCUUCACUAUCUGUCAGAGUAGAAGUAAAACUUCUGAUCACAAGUUGUUAUGAGCACAUGAGAAAAAACAAAUUAAAUUAGUGACAAAUAAUUCAUAUUAAUUGACAGACCAGUAAAGUGUAACCACAAAUCAGAGACUGCUGUUCAAACCUCAAACAGAGAUGUUAGAGUCCUUCUUAUCGGGGUUGCUAAAUUAAUUACAACUUGCUGCAUAAAUAAGUUGUAGCAUUGUUAUGUAAAGAGAUGAGGAUAAAUUAUUAAUAAGCAUGAUAAAGAAUGCAACAGGAUGUAAUGAUUUGUAUUAUUAUGUGGUCAUCUUUAUCAUGGAAUUUUUUUCUAAAAUGUAUUGUGUGUAAAAACUAUUUUUAGUCACCUCAAUAAUUUUGUCACUGUGUUACCCAAACAUCCACUCUUUAUAAUCGCACUUGAUGUAAAUUAAAUUGUAUUUUGGGACCCAUGCAGCUUUAUGAUACUGAUUGCUUUCAAAAGCAGUUUUCAUUGUUAACUCUUUAACUUCCAGUUAACAUGUAACUUCUCCCAAUAAUGUCCAUACAUCAUCCAGCAAAUAAGUAAUAAUAAUAAUGACAAUAAUGACUUUAUUGGAUAACACAAUUACUGGUAGAACCAAUAGUUCUUAUUGUGGUCCUCUAAGACUCAAAUUUAUCAGUUACAAUUUGUUAUUUUGAUCAGCACCAAAUUCUUCUGACUAAUUUACAAGGAAAUGUUGAGCAGCUUGAGGGGAGAAUUAACAAUCAGAUAUUGGGAGUUAGAGGGUUAAAGUAAGAGUCAGCUCAACACCAAAACAACCAUUUACAUUAAAACAAGUUAUGAUAACUAAUUAUUUCCUCCUUUGAUAUCCCAAUUGAUAUUGAGUGAUAUUGAUUUCUUUGAUUAUCAAUUUCAUCAAUUAUGUUAAGUUACACAGUCAGGAAAUAAAUGAUAUCUUCCUUGUUCAGUAUUACCUAAAUUCAGUAAUAGUUUUGUGAAUUAACUAAAGCCACUUGCCCUCAGAUCCCACCAAUCCUGACUAGAUAUUACUAAAUAUGAAGAGUUUCAAAGAGGGAAUCUCAAUCAUUUUUUUCUCAGAACAGCCAUCUAAUUAAAAUGCUAA